CGUUUCAACAUUCAAAUACAUGAAGUAAUAAUAAAACAGUGUUUCUUGAGCUGGCUGCUGCCCACACCAUCAAAGUGUUGUUAGUUGUUACCGACUCCAACAAUGAUAUCCGUUUCCGAUGCUUUCAAAGCCGUCUUAACCGCCGCUAACCGCCUUCCACCGGUGACACUUCCUCUCCACGACGCCCUGGGCAAGGUCCUCGCCCAGGACGUUCUUGCCCCUGACCCUCUCCCUCCUUACCCUGCUUCUGUCAAGGAUGGUUAUGCAGUGGUUGCUGAUGAUGGUCCAGGGGAGUAUCCUGUUAUUGCUGAAUCUAGAGCUGGGAAUGAUGCUCUUCAUGUUACUCUCACCCCUGGAACUGUAGCAUAUGUUACUACUGGAGGGCCCAUACCUGAGGGUGCUGAUGCAGUUGUUCAGGUUGAGGAUACUGAAAAGGUUGAAAAUGCUUCAGGGGAGCAGAAGCGGGUGAAAAUAUUGGUAAAAACCACCAAAGGCAAUGAUAUACGACGAGUGGGACUUGAUAUUGAGAAAGAUGCAAUUGUAUUAACCUCUGGAGAAAGAUUAGGUGCUUCAGAGAUCGGCUUGCUUGCUACUGUUGGUGUAACCAUGGUGAAGGUAUACCCUACUCCAACAAUUGCUGUACUUUCCACUGGAGAUGAGCUUGUAGAGCCAACUACCAGGCAUCUUAAUUGUGGUCAGAUUAGGGACUGUAAUCGUGCCAUGCUGCUUGCAGCAGCAUCGCAACAUCAAUGCAAAAUUGUGGACCUUGGUAUUGCGAAGGAUGACGAAGAAGUUCAAGGAAGGAUCUUAGAUAAUGCUUUUGCUUCUGGUAUUAAUAUUCUGCUAACUUCAGGAGGUGUUUCUAUGGGAGACAAAGAUUUUAUCAGGCCUUUGCUUGAAAAGCGUGGAAAAGUGCAUUUUGAUAAGGUGUUUCUUAAACCAGGGAAGCCAUUGACAUUUGCAGAGGUUGACUAUCAAGCAAAAGAAAGGAAAAUUUUAGCUUUUGGGUUGCCUGGAAAUCCUGUCAGCUCUCUAGUUUGCUUCAACCUCUUUGUGGUCCCUGCAAUACGUAAACUUGCAGGAUGGACAAAUCCUCAUCAUCUGAGGGUACAAGCUCGGCUUCAUCAGCCCAUAAAGACUGAUCCAUUUAGACCGGAAUAUCAUCGUGCCAUUGUUACAUGGACUGACAAUGAUGGAACAGGCAGUCCUGGUUUUAUUGCUGAGAGCACUGGCCAUCAGAUGAGUAGUCGGCUACUUAGCAUGAAGUCAGCUAAUGCCUUUCUGGAGUUACCGCCAACAGGCAGUGUACUUUCUGCAGGGUCCGUAGUGUCAGCUAUUAUAAUUUCUGACCUUGGACCUGGGGCUUUCAGCGAGAAUUGUAUACCAUCAGAUCCAGUUGUUGCGUCUGGAACUAAAACACGUCGAAUAACUGAAGAUUCUUCACCCGAUUCUGAAGUCAGAGUGGCUAUUCUUACAGUGAGCGACACAGUUGCAACAGGGGCGGGUCCAGAUCGGAGUGGUCCCAGGGCUGUUUCUGUUGUUAAUUCUUCCUCGGAAAGACUAGGAGGAGCAAAAGUUGUAGCUACUGCUGUGGCUCCAGAUGAUGUGGCAAAAAUUCAGGAGUUUCUAAAAAGAUGGAGUGAUGUUGAACAUGUGGAUCUUAUACUUACCCUUGGUGGGACCGGCUUUACCUCACGAGAUGUAACACCAGAAGCUACAAAACAGUUGAUUGAGAAAGAAACACCUGGUCUUCUGUAUGUAAUGACGCAAGAAAGUUUAAAGGUGACGCCAUCUGCAAUGCUUUCGCGCGCUGCUGCUGGAAUCAGAGGAUCCACCUUGAUCAUUAACAUGCCCGGAAACCCAAACGCUGCUGCUGAGUGUAUGGAGGCCUUAUUGCCUUCACUUAAGCAUGGUCUUAAGCAGCUUAAGGGAGAAAAGAGAGAAAAACAUCCUCGUCAUGUACCUCAUGCCGAAGCAGUCCCUGUAGAUGUGUGGGAACAGAGCCGGAAGUUAGCCAUUGGUGCCGGCACUGAUAUCUCUUGUUCCUGCUGCAGGUAAAGUUAUUUACAUUUUUUUUUUGUUUUGCUUCCCUUUUCUUCCUGUGCCCCUUGUCCCUUUAUAUAGAGAGAAAUUCUGAGAAGCAAAAGACACCAGAAAGCGAAAACCUAUAUGGUGAUGCGGCAGAACAUUUGAGUGUCCUAUUGAAAUGGACAUGACAUGUUUGUAACUUUGUAUAUCAAACAAAUAAUACAGUUACAGUGCGACUAGGCUGAAAUAUAGCAAAAGUCUUUCUUUCCAAUAA
Messenger RNA from Arachis stenosperma, 2302 nucleotides. RefSeq names its product molybdopterin biosynthesis protein CNX1. Lineage: Eukaryota; Viridiplantae; Streptophyta; Magnoliopsida; Fabales; Fabaceae. Gene Ontology annotation, cellular component: cytosol; cytoplasm. The record is from RefSeq and is a predicted model, not a curated record. Gene Ontology annotation, biological process: Mo-molybdopterin cofactor biosynthetic process; molybdenum incorporation into molybdenum-molybdopterin complex. The coding region runs from base 103 to 2058 and encodes 651 amino acids. Gene Ontology annotation, molecular function: molybdopterin molybdotransferase activity. The transcript is spliced from 13 exons.